AUGGGUUGCGGCAGAAAGCCCAAAGAGGAGGCCCCGCUCUACGACGAUGGUCCUACCUGUCCGUAUGACAUCAAGCCGUCGGUGCUGUUUGCGCUCAAUGAGAACAAGGAUAUGGCCAAACUGCGGGAGCUCGGCGGUGUCGCCGGCAUCGCGAAGGCCAUCGGCACGCAUCAGCACACCGGGCUCGAUCCCACUGCCAAGGCGGGCUCGCCGGCCAGUGUUGAUGAGCACGCACGAGUGUUCGGCCCGAACAAAUACAAGGAGGUGCCCUCUAAGAACUUCUUCGCGCUAUGCUUCGAGAACCUCAAGGACCCGAUCAUCCUGCUGCUGAUCGCCGCGGCCCUGGUCUCUACCGUGCUGGGCUCGGCUCUGCCCGACCAGCGGAAGGAGGGCGAGUGGAUCGAGGGCAUUGCCAUCUGGGUGGCCGUGCUGAUCGUCGUCGCAGUGGGUGAGCGCCUUCAGCCGGGCUAG
Molecule: messenger RNA, 471 nt
Organism: Monoraphidium neglectum
Lineage: Eukaryota; Viridiplantae; Chlorophyta; Chlorophyceae; Sphaeropleales; Selenastraceae
Product: calmodulin binding calcium-transporting ATPase
Exons: 3
Coding region: 1-471 (156 amino acids)
Cellular component (GO): intracellular membrane-bounded organelle
Molecular function (GO): P-type calcium transporter activity
Source: RefSeq, a predicted model, not a curated record